This is a messenger RNA of Moneuplotes crassus, 1343 nucleotides long. The record is from the annotation of a GenBank genome assembly. Lineage: Eukaryota; Ciliophora; Spirotrichea; Euplotida; Euplotidae.
AUGAACUGAAGUAGAGAAAAUUCAGAGAAAAGUCAGAUAUCCCAGCCUUCUUCAGAUCUUGAACAAGAGGAUAAAAUUAGAGCAAAAAAUCUAGCAAAGACCUUUAUUAAGGAGCGUCUAAAGAGUUUAAAAGCACCCAAGAUUUAUUGGAAUACUAGAUUCCAAAAUAAUAUAAACCAUUUUCCAAAAUUGUCCAAAAAUAUUUCCCUAAGAAAACCAAAUCAAAAACUUAGCUAUAACCGUAGAAUCAGAAUACUGGGAGACCAAGCUUGCAAGACAAAUCUCCAAGUGUUCAGCACCACUUUGCAACUUCAGAACCCAAAAGAAGCCAAAAGAAGGUUUAAUAUCAAGAAACACAGAACAGGCUCACAGACUGUUUGAUGAUCCGUUGCAACAAGUCCAAAAGGCUCAAAUGUUUCAAAUUCUUGAAUAACUCGAAUUGUGAUUUCUCGCAAAGAUAAGAAAACCUUGGACAGAGAUACCAACAGUGAAGAUAGAAUCUCUCUGAAUAACACAAUAAAUAGCUUCUAUGCAAGAGGUAAUCAAACACAAAUGAAAAUGACCACACAUGAUUUCAAAGGUAACCUAAGACAAUCUAAGUCUAAUAUUCAUGAAAUAGAUGGAGAAGAUGAAUACACUUCAUUUGACAGAUUUUCAAAUUAUCAAGAAAAGACGAUACAUAGAAAGAGAUCCUCCACUAAUCAGGGUUUGAAAAUCUUAGAUUCAUCUUCAUUUGUGGGAAAUAAUUUUCAAGAUCAGAGAUCAGCGAAAGUAAAAUUAAAAGGAAUCAGAUUUACACAGGAAAGAUUCCAAAUGCCUUUACAAGCAAUACCCCGCAAUUUCAAAUCCAAAAAAUACCAUAGAAAGCCAAUAAAGUUCAAUUUUAACCAACAACUCAAACAUAAGUCCUUAUAAACCCUGCUUUGAAAAGUCACUUAAAAAGAACAAGUAUCAUAGCUUUCAGGACCAAAAAUUCCUCUAAACACCCUAAAAAUACCCAAAAGAAGAAACCAAACCCUCAUUUAACUUCUCUCGCAACCCAGGAACCCCUACAGAACCCUUAUUCUCCUCUCCAAGAACCUUAUUUCCCACCCUCCUACCCCCAGCCUUCUCCAGCCUCACCCCAUCCACGCCCAAGAUGUUCCCUCCUAGCAAUUCUAGGCCAAGCGCCUCACACAAAAGAGCUCACCAAGAAUCCCCAAUAAGCUGGCCUCAAGUUAUAAAUCUACAUGGCUUACAGAGGAAUGAAGGUCUUGGAGAACCCAGAGAGCAGAUAUCGGCAGAAAUGGCAUAAUUUUAUGAGGAAUGUAUAGGUGUUGGCUAGAAUUAUAGCCACUCUUUAG